This is a messenger RNA of Spirodela intermedia, 12702 nucleotides long. The record is from the annotation of a GenBank genome assembly. NCBI's taxonomy places the organism in Eukaryota, Viridiplantae, Streptophyta, Magnoliopsida, Alismatales, Araceae.
AUGGCGGUGCGGUUCCUCAGGCGAGCCUGCGCCAAGCUGUCGGGUGCCGCCGUCCUCCUGGGAGGCGGAGUCGCGGCGGCAACGGUGAUCUCAUCGGAUGAUCCCGCUUCCGCUCUCAAGGUCUGCGCAAUAGUUCCCGUCCGUAUCUGUCGCGAUUCCUUCACCGCUGCUGCCAUGGUUGCCGGUGAGUAUUGCUCUGUCCUUCGCGACGAUCCCUCGUCGGAAAUAAGUUUCUUUUUUGAUGACGUAGGUUUAUUGAAGAGACAUACAAUCCCGUCAUGAAAAUAAUACACGCCACUCCAUCAAUUCGCGAAAAUAAGACGCCCUCUCGUGUUUCCCUUGUUCCCAUUCCCUCCGUUUUGCUCCCCCUCGCAGAUUACAAGUACUCAUUGUGGGGACUCAAUGAAGGAAGUGUCGAACACGCCAGGGUCAAGCACGAGGUCCACCUUAGAGGUGCUAAUAGGCUUCAAGAUUUAUGUUUCCGGAACGGUGGGAUAUACAUCAAGCUCGGGCAGCACAUUGCUCAACUCGUAUGUCUUUUAUUUUGAUUAUAUGCUAUUCACUGUUACUUUCUGAACAAAACUAGGGGCAUUGUCCUAUACUCAGGGUUUCUUACAAUCGCAGAUAAAAAUCCAGGUAGGAUGACAGUUAAAUUUUCUCGCCGUGUUACCGUCCGUUGCUCUGUGUAUAAAAAUCUAGGGGCAUUGUCCGCGGCGGUUAGUAUAUAUCCUUUCCGAUGACCCUGUUGGAGUUAUUGGUUUUCCUCGUAAAAUAAAUGAAAUAUUUGACAUCCUAGAUAUACUUUUGGGAGAGGGAAAAACACUGUCCAUGGAAUGGUGUAUUGAAUGGAUGAUCAACAAUAACGAUUAUUUGAAUAUUUUCUUAGAACCCGGUCAAAGAAUAACCUUCAGUCAAACGAGGAGAGUAACCAAGAGGUGAUGUAGUUGUGGAUAAGGAAGCUGCUGCCAUUGAUGGAGAUAGUUUUUGCUGUUUUCCUCUCCAAAAAUGCUUUGAGAAGGACAGCCGAAACUUGAUUGAUAGGAGGGAGAUGUGCGUAAUCUAAAACCUAUUAGUAGGGUCUGCCAAUGGGGCCAGGCAUCACGAAGCUUGGUCUUGGUACAAGCAGGACGCUUUCAGAUGGGGGGCAGACAAAAUCCAUUGUUCCUAUAGCACCUCCCCCUGUUUCUUUCGGAGGUGCUGAGCUGGAGCGAGGGAGAUAUGACUAUCCUGUUUCUUUUCUGGGCCUGUUGGAAUGAGAGUUCUUUGAUGUGAGCAGGGGUUGCGAGAGAGCAUAGCUCACUGCGGUAUAUGUAUCAACUCAUUGACGAGAUCAAAACCAACUGAGCUCAGCGUUUGACUAAGAAAUAAAGUCAAUAUUUUCAUUUUUUUUAGAGCUUACAAAUCUUCUCUUUUUUGCCCUUAAAACUUAUAUGCAAGUCACCUCCAGUUCCAGUGAGAAUUCGCAAAACUCCGUUUCCAUCGAGAAUUGAAUGGGGUUUUCCCGUAAUAAUCAGGUCAACUAGCAUUGAUUUUUUCAUAAUGGAAAUUAUUUCAUUAGGGCUCAAAUAUCUGAUGAUCAAUAGAUAACCAGGGAAGAAAAUAUUUUUAUAUGAUUCUGGGGAAGGUAAAGAGCGAAAAGCUAAAAUUAGUGCUACAUUUAUGUUGCUGGUCAGCAUAUCAAUUGUCAGUAUGGAGGAUCAUAGUCAAUUCGUUAACUGUAUUCGCUACUUUCUAGUUACUUUACGGUACAAGUUAUAUAUUUUGUGAGAGUCAUUGGUUUCCUGGGUUCAUAAAUUCUUAGUUAUAUCUAUUUAGGAAGUUAUCUACCUGUGACGGGGUGGUCUCCCGGGGCAUUUAAACUUAUUUGGACAAAUUUGUUCUCAUCAUCACAUGAAGCCUUUCUUUAAUUUUAUUAGAUGUAGUACUGAAUGUAACAUCUGGGAGUGCUCUACAUGCAAUAUCAAUUCAGAUCUAAAAGAAUAGUUCAUUUGGAAGUCUAAAGGACUUAAGCUCAUAUUAUUGAUUGUUAACAGAUCACUAAUGAUUUCCGUCCCAUGACAGCACUGUAUGAUGUUUAGAUCCACCUAUAGUCAUGUGGGGGAUUGGAAAUGAUGUCAGCUUUAUGGUCAUCAUGCAACACAUGUUAACUGCUUACUGAAGAAUGAUUUUCGUUGUAACAUAUUUACUUAUGUUUCGCACAGGAAUAUGUUUUGCCUCAAGAGUAUGUGCAGACAAUGAGGGCAUCAAUGCUGAAGUGUUGUCCUGUUUCCUCGUAUGAUCAACUCUGUGAAGUAUUCUCAAAAGAGCUCGGAAAAUUGCCAGAGGAAGUACGUUGUACUGUAAAAAGUAUAUAAUUCACGAGUCAGCUUUCAUAGGAUUGUAAACGCACAAUCAGUCUUUGGUUGUUUAAACGAAUGUUUUUAAGUGUAAUUUAGUAUUGUCCCAUUAAGUCUACAGGUUAUACUUGCACUAUCGAAUGUCUAAUGAAAAAUGAAGCUUUUUGAUCUUGAGGAAUUUUCAAUAUUAGAUUGGAUAGUUUCGUUUACAGAGAUUUUUGAAGCAGUUCUGAAUUGUGCUUUCAUCAUAUUGAUACACAUCGAAGGGCUGAUGAUCAUUCGGAUGCUGUGGAAGUAAAAUGGUUCUUACUAAGCAAGUCAUAUUUCGUCUGCCUUGUUUUAUUCUUUGUUAUGCAUAAAAAAUUGAGGAUUUUUUGGUGGGCUGGUUCUAUGUAUUGUGAUGAUUUCUUCCUUACUAUCCAUGUAACUAUUAUUAUACCUUCCUCUGAAAAUCCGAUCUAUUCUUUUCUCCUUGAGCUAAGUAUGUUUCCAUAGUCCAGCUUCCAUAAAAAUGUACUUGGACUAAAAAUAUCAAUAUAAGUUGAUAUUUUUUGUGCUAUAAGUAGAAGUCCAUGUAUAACUAUGACACACCACUCUAAAUGUCAAUAUGAAAUAUUACUGAUUGUGAAGUGCCUUUAACAUCAGAAUUAUCAUAACACUGAAAUGUCUCAGUUUUAAUGUGUCCAGAGAGCCUUGCUAUCUAAAAAUAAACACAUAACUAUCCGUAAAUUGUUUGAAAGAUCUAGGUAGCUGUAAUAGUAUGCAUGAUGAGAAAAUGAGGUCUUUGUUGCUUCUUGGUUAUGCUGUGCAUUGGAUGGGCGAGGCUAUCAUAUUCCAUGAGUGUUGAACUAGUGAAAAACGAAAUAUGUGCGGAUGCAUUGCUCAUUCUCAUUUUGGUGAGUUUUCUUGUUCAACUGUUUAAAGAUUGAGUGUAAUAGGGGUAGGAAGUUUCAAAUGUUUAAAGUCUGCAUUUGGUUAUGAAAUAUUCUUUCACUAUUUGGUGUUUUGCGUUGAAAAAUUGGACUCUAUCCUGAAGGUCUCCGUUGAUUAUUGAAAUCUACAGGAUUGUGGUGUAUGUUUCAAAUUUUAAAUGAUAGUGUAGAAAUAAAUUUUAGGCAAAGAUACAAGUAAUUGCACGGGACAAUGCAUCUUAUAGUUGUUCGGUGGUUGACCGACUCAUCUUUUGAAGCCUUUAUUCAUGUAUUUUAAGUAGGGCGACUCCUAACCCGUUACUAGUUGGCAUCUAUGGCUAUUGAAUUCUUAUAAACAAACAAAAGAGAAAACAAAAUGGUAACAUAGUCUCAUUUGCCUCCCCUAUCGUUAGUGCUUUAGCUGAUGGGGGGUGCACAAUAGUGUCGCUCAUCUUUUUCUGGGAGAAUAAUCCACCAAUGAAAGCCUUCAUCUUUGAGUUGAUGGAGGGAGAGAGAGAACAAUGCCUUCACCUUUAUGUCUCUAUUCCUACGUUGUUGUUAUACAAAAAGGAGAGGAGGAACUGUGCCUCUGCACUGGAGCCCCUCAUUUCUUGGAGACUUUAGAAGAAGCACUUGUUGGUGGAGGCGGAAGUAGCAGCACAAGAAGAAUAAGAAGAGAGGAAAAAAAGAGAGGAAGAGGGACCAUCAUUGACUAUGUUACUGGUGGCCGAAACUUUUGACGGACUAGGGCCAAACUGUGAAAUGACAAAGAGGAAUUGUUAGGGAUUCCCCUUCUUUGAAACCCUUCCCCAGGAUAUUUUGAUGAAUGAGGGAGGAAGGGAGGGAGGGGGGAGCAUGAAAAUACUAUACCUCUGGGAACGAUGAGUCUUACCUUGCUCUGAAAAAGGCCAUGCUCAACUUGCUUUGAAGAAGCUAAGCCUGUUAAAACAGCCUUUCGAAAUGAUAAUAAUAAUAAGAAGAAAAGUAUAAUGCGAAAUUUGUAUCCACUAGCUCAUUUUGACCUUCAGUGAGUGAUGUGUUCUGUAGUCAAAGCCAUUGUUAACAGACUCAUCCAUCAUAUAUGAGCUUUAUGCUCAGUGAUGUGAUUGAAUAACAAUGGACCAAUUCAAUCUUACAGAAACCUUGUGUGUAUCAGGCAAGUUUAAUUAUAGCGGGCUCAGAUUGGCCUAGAUGUACCUUACGGCCUAUGAUUGAGGAAUUUUACAGUUCAAUCGGUAAAGUAAAUGCAAAUAUGCCUAAAGAUUCAAAUAAACUUGAUGACCUAAUUUCCGUGAUGAUUUUUUUCUGUGAAAGCUUGUCAAAUGGCUUAAUCCUAUAAACUCUCUAAUUGGCUUUAUCUUUAAACGGUUGUCAAAUGGUCUUUAUCCCAUAGAUUCUCAUGUUGGUUUCAAAUUAGCCUCAAACAGGCUUUUUCUUGAAACGUUGCCAAAUAUUCUUUAUCCUACUGAUUCUUUUACGGAUUCAGGUCAGAAAGUUGUCUUAUAGGUUUCUUCCAAUUAGAACUUCUAAAAAUUUGUCAUAAUGAUCUUAUCCUAUAGACGUUCAAAUGAUCUCAGUGACAGAAAGCAAUUGAGGGUGUCCAAUCAAUAACCAAUUUUGUGCAUGAUUCAUGAUGUAAUGGACCCGGUUUAUGGGAUCCUCUCAUGGUAGGUAAUUGAGGGUGUUCCUUCGUUAGAAGAAUGCAAUUAAUGUUGACUUCGGUUGGUGAAGACGAUCCAAACUUGAACAAAGUUAGAAAGCCUUAUCCAUACAAGAUUUUUAAAUAUAAAGAAAAGACAAGUUAAGUUUAUUAAAUCGACAGAAAAUAACUCUUUACAUGUGAAUAAAAAAUGUGAAGAAAAAAAUCUGAGUUGCCAACUAAACCUUCUUAAACGUAACAAGCCCUGCUCAAAAAUAAGCUUGAACAAGACAACCAGAACCAAAUUAUAUCAACUUACAAAAUAUCUUAUGAGAAGUUGAGUGCAUAAGGAAUCUUAGAGCGACAUUUGACUACUUGUAUACGGUUGGAAAUGAGAGCUUCUCGAACUUUUUUUUCUGGAUUCAUAGAAGCACUAAUUGUCUCUUAUUCAUGGGGGCUUUAAUAGCUACACAAAGCUCAAGAUCUAUUGUAAGAAGUUCCUCCUUCGGUGGUUAGAAAAUAGGUAGCUUUUCUUUUUCUUUUUGUUGUUGCUUUUGGCUAGGUAGCCAAUGCAACCUCACUGACGUUCACACAAGAUAGGAGUCGGUUGAUGCGGCUUUCGAUUUCUGUGUUGAUCAACAUUAUUAGCACUUAUAUGGACACUUGAUAAAAGUAUUGAAACCUACAGUUCUUUGCUGAAAACUUUUGCAAAGGAUCUAGACAAAUUGGGACAAGAAAUUUAUAACUAUCAAAAUCAAUUUAUCAUGUUCAGCAUAUCUCAAAACUCAUGACUGUAAAUUAUGGGUGGAUCAAAGAAAUACAUUUCGAAAAUAAUCCUUUCUUCUCCUUGCCACCAACGUAUAGUUAUUUUCCUUCCUUUUUUUUAGCUGCUUAGCAAUCUUUGCCGUCAUACUUUGUGAUUUUAGCAGUUUUUGAGAAAUUAUGGCGAAAGUAUUGAAGUUCUCUUUUUAUUUAGAUUUGGCUUCUGAGCUGCUCAAAAUUCGAUUUACAGGUUUUCAUGGAAUUUGACCGAGUUCCAUUGGCGAGUGCUUCUCUUGCGCAAGUCCAUACUGCUCGGACACAUGAUGGGGUCAAAGUAGCCGUAAAGGUAUCAAUACUUUGUUUUGAAAUUUCUUUCUGUUUCUUAUAUUUGUGCUACAUUCCCAUCCUAGAUAGAUUUAUCUGAUGAAUAUUGAAUGUUAACUUGAAAUUCUUUUUUUAUUAUUUUGCUGAGAUCCAACAUUUUUUUGUAAUCUAGGUCCAACAUGCCCACUUAACAGAUACUGCAGUAGCAGAUCUUACUACUGUUGACCUCUUAGUGAGCUUUCUACACUGGUGUUUCCCUUCAUUUGAUUACAGGUAUGCAUUUGCUUGGGUUUCUUGCUAAUGAAUAUUUCAAGUAAAAAACUAGCAACUAGAACGUCAGUAUUUUUAAGAAGUUACUGUUGACUAGGAGCUAACUAUUUUUGCUAUCUUGAUUGAUCUAUUGUAUUUGGUUUGAUACUCUCUUCCACUGUUGUGUUCUCUUUUUAUUGAAUUGUGGUCUCAUCUUAGCUUACUCAUUAAAAAAGCUCGAACCGCCAGAUGGUUUAGCUUAGUAGUUUAGUUCAGCUACAGUCUUACGACAUUGUGUCAGCAAAUCAUCUGAGGUCUUCUCUUAUCCAAUCGCGGUAACUUGGUAUCAUGUCAAGACUUGGAAGAAAACUGAGUUGGAUUGCAACUUAUUAUGAGGGAACGAUCGUGGUUGAUGCAUUGUCCCAUAGGUUUCCUUGGGAAAUUAGAUUAAGAAAUAAGAAUUGAGCAGUGUUAGUCGACACAAUGUUUGAAGUCUGUUCACUUUUUGAUUUCCUCCAAAUCAAUAUGCUAUAUGUGGUCUAUAUAGAGAGAGAGCAGCAUCUUUAUUUCUGAUCAAAUGCACUGACACACCAUAUAGUAGGAAGUUAAUAGAUAACUCUCCACUCAAAGUCCUGAAAUAUUUUUCAAAGAUAUACAUAGCAGUUUCAAGGCCCUUUAAAUAUCCUGUGGGACUAUUGCAUCAGCAAAAACAAGGUUGGUUUCAGACAUCCUGGAAGAUCUAUUUGCACAUGGAUCAAUAUAAAGGGAUUCAUGUUGUGGAAUCUUAUACUUUCGCUAAAAGAAAAUUGACUGGAACCAACCUGUACUCCGCUGUAUGCUACCUAAGCAUUUACUCUCUUUGGGGGGUUAACCUUUCAUCGAAAAGGAAAACGCCAUAUGCAUAAUCAUCACCUUUAUUGGGCACCCCAAUGCCUCUGGAAUUAGGUUGGCAUUUAUAUGUUUUUUUGUCAUUUAGUCCUUUUAAUAUUUUCUUAACCUCUUUAAUGCAGAUGGUUGGUGGAUGAAAUACGUGAAAGUGCCCCCAAGGUAAGCUACUUGGAUAAUUUAGAAUCAAGUUUUAUAAUCAUAUGGGUGACAGAUGUGAAAUGAAGGAAUAUGAUGACUAGUGUAGUUUUAUUCUAUUGCGCUAAAUAAGGGAAGUCACUAAUGACACGUUCCUUAUACAUUCGAAAAUGAAGUUUAUUUUAUUAUGUAAUUUAUACGAAAAAUGGGGGAACUAGAUCGCAAGUCUAGCUCCAUUUUAUUGCAUAUUUGAAAUUUCCUUUGAUAGAUAUUAUUAUUAGUUGGGAAUUUGUGCAGAUUCUUUUUGGAUGCAUACUUAUGUAAUUUUGGAAUAUAAUCUUGAGUAGACUAUUUUUUCAUGCGACUUUCUGGAUAUACUCUAGGAAUGGGAAAUGUUUUAAAGACCCAUGACCUUUAUUCAAAGCUAUCCCCAUAAGAGGGGAAACCCAUAUUCCAUCUUGUUAAAAUACUCUUGUUUAGUGUGUCACGUGACUAGUGACUCACGUGACUGUCUUAGUGUCUAUUUUUCUUGUGUGUAAGUUUCACACGUCCAAAACCUUUCACUAGGGGACUGAUAUAAAUACCAGACCUUUGUUGUGAAUUGAUGUAAUAGAAUCUUUCCCUGAUCUUGAAUACAAGUUCCUUUCCCUCUCUCUACAUGAGAAUGUUUUUGCCCCAAGGAUCCAGAUGAAGUGAAGGAAAUUCUACAUGGUAUCAGAGCCAAUAUAAGUGUGAUUGCCUCCUGUCUAUUGUAUUUGUGUAGGAGGUUUAUGUUGUCUCAGUGAGCCCCUUCUUGAGGACAUUGGGAAAUCUGUUCAGUUCUUUCUGUGAACCUCUUCUUGUGGUGAUUGUUGAUCUUCACUUGAACGUCUUCUUGAGGACAUCGGGACAUCAGGAACCUCUGUGCAGGAGAUUUAUGUUUUUUUUAUCUCAUUUUUGGGAGCACUUCUUCCUAUUUCUAUUUCUAGUUCUAUGUCAAAAAGAGGAGAGUUCUCAGUAGGUGAUAUCUCUACUACCAUGAUGGAUUGUAAUCAUGUAACAUCAAGAUUGAUUGUAGAACUUCAUCCCAUGGUCACAUAACUUAAGCUAAUUGGUUAUAAUCUAAUCCAGUGGUCAGAAUAUAUUAGGGAAGUUCUAACUGGCCACACCAUUUAGAGGAUACGACACUAGAUCCUACGUCAUGUCAAUUUAGGAUAUGAUGGGAGGAGGAUGCUUUGAUAAAGACAUGUCUAUGGGGGACUAUCAUUCCUCAUAUUAGUAGAGAAUUUUUGUUCAUGAAAACUACAAAGGAUUUAUGGGGAACAGUACAUAUGAAAUACUCAAUGAAUAACAAUAAGUCACAUAUGUGAAUUGGAGAUGAAAUCCCUUUUUAUUAUUUAAAGAUCCAAGUCGGUGAUGGAGUAUGCAGGAGAAUUAAAGAAUUUGUGACAGGAGUUUGAUUAUUACCUUGAUCUUGGAACUGAAGAACCCAAAGAUGCUCUUCUAUGUAUCUUUAUAGAACGAUGGCAUGUCUUUAACUUUCUUUUUGAACUGAAUCCUAUAUUUGAUCAUAUUAGACGACAAAUUUUAGGACGUGAGUGGAGACCAGAUCUUGAUAAGGUGAUCUCGAUUGUCCUAAAUGAAGAAAGUCCUCAAAAAUUGAUGCUAUCUGCAUAUGAUACGGGUAAUGCAGCUUUUGUGGUCAAAUCUGGGCAUACUAUAAAAUCUGUUGUAGAUUCAGUUCGUCAACCGCCUGUAAUUUAAGGGAAAACUCAGAAAUCAGAUUGUCGAGAUAAUCUCUAGUGUAUAUAUUGCCAAGACCCCACCACACUACAGAUGCUAUAAAUUGCAUGGUAAACCACGGAAUCCUAAUUUGAAGCCUCAUGCGAGUCAGAUGCAUCUAGAAACUGAUUUAUCAACUAUUCAGACACCUGAUUAUAUCGACACAUCAACCAACCACAAGAAUAUUGACUCAACUGCAUCAGGCAAGUUAGAGAAACUUUGACUUGAUUUAAAACAGCUAAAUCAUCAGGCUGGUGCGUUCCAUUAUUCUUUUGGAAUUCAAGCUCCAUCACGAGAUAUUACUGAAUGUUGGGUAGUAGACUUCGAAGCAAUGGAUCAAAUGACGAAUUCUUCUUAUAAGUUUCUCACCUAAACUUCAUGUUCUAGUGACCAGAAAGUGUUCACUGCUGAUGGUACGCUUUUCGCAGUGGCUGGUAUUGGUGACCUCACCCUCGAGCUUUUACAAAUCCUUAAAAAUCUUUCAUGUUCUCAAACUCUUCACCAAUCUUAUUUCUGUUAAGAAAUUAGUUGAGAAUACACCUUAUCAUGCCUUUUUUGAUGAAGAUAUAUGUGUGAUAUUUGAUAAGGUUCAGCAACGCAGGAUUAGAGUUGCUAGAGAGUAAUGGAACCCUGAAUAGGGCGUUGAAAGAACCCAAGAUCACCAAUUUUCAGAUAAACAUAGGAAUCUUGUUGGACAUUUUGAUCUUGAUGGUAUGAUAAGUCUCAGACUUAUACAGUUUCUCCCUCCCAAAUUGGGUCAUCAAGUCUUCCCUGAUAUGUUGAGAUAGAUGCUCUAAUACCAUGUUGAUAUAAAAGAGGAGAAGAAGACAUUAAGUCCCCCGCUCCCCACAACACCCCCCCCAUAAUUAACAUAAGAAAAGACACAAAUGGCCUCAUCUUCUUAAGAAUAAAAAGAAGGAAAUGAGGUAGACUGGUGCGUGAUGCAUGCUUCCACUGAGAAGACCUGGACAAAAUCUCCUGAACUACUUGUGUCAAAGGUAUAAUGCCCCCACAUUACAAAUGUCUGACUUGUAUUUGAAAUGUCUAGCACCUUGGUUACUGAAUUUCCAGAAGAAACAGCUAACUGUCUACAAUUGUGAUAACCAGGAACUGGAUUUUUUGUACGAGGCCAAGAAUAGUGAAAAGUGUUUGGAUAAUUUUCGGAGGUUAUCUCCCCACAUUGCGGACUACAUAUAUGCCCCAAAGGUUUAUUGGACUUUAAGUACAUCUAAACUCUUGACCAUGGAAUUUAUGGACUGUGCAGAGAUAACUGAUGUGAAUGCUAUCCGAGGACUUGGAUUGAAACCCACUGAUGUUUCAAAGCUAGUAAGUUUCUACAACAAUCAACAUUUUUUUCGUCACUCUUUUGUCAGUUAUAUUUAGCAAAUGUUGCCGUUUCAACUUAUGUCUUGCAGGUCAGUCAAGCUUUUGCAGAGAUGAUGUUUAGGCAUGGUUUUGUGCAUUGCGAUCCUCAUGCCGCAAACAUGAUGGUUAGACUUUUGCCAUCCAGCAAAAAGGGUAUCUUUGGUGAGAGUUUUCUUUCAUUUUCUUGCUCUUGAUAUUCUCGGAUCCAAAUUUUAUGUUCAUAAAAAGGAUAUCCAAUGCCUACUAGAAAAAGCUCCCCUAUGAGAUUUUAUCUUGACACUCAAUUGCCUGAGCCCCGCGUACCCAAUUAGUUAUACUGUUGGGAAGUCUCACUGGUAGGUGUGAUAUCCCAGACAAUGAGAUAUGUUCACCUUUUCACUACAACAGUAUAUUGGUAUUGAAAUCUUCUCAAAAACUAAUGUUUUGCUGACUUCCAUAUUUGUUGCCCAUCCAUGCCUGUUUGCAAGCCUUUUGAUGAAAAGUGUAUUGCGUGGUAGCAUGUUUGGAGUUCCCGUCUAUCUUUAAAAUGAUGCAGGAACGUUUGUGGUGCCUAUUUGAGUAUGUGAUUUUGUACCUUCAGGGUAUCAUUUAGAUGGUGGAGGUCAAAGACCACUUCAAUUUUUUUAUUCUAGCUACUUGGAGAACAUAGAAGGAAGUAUGUGGUAAGACCUUAGUAAGAUGUCUAGUUUCUACUUUAAGAGCCUGCAGCUGUGCAACGUCCACCGAGUGGAGACAAACUUGGCAAGGAUGUACCAAUUUGAGGGAAUUCGAAAGGAAUCUUGUUAUUAAGUCUUCCAUUCAUUUUUUAGAGAAAUUUUAACCACAUUUCAUGUAAUUACUAGCUAAUUUUACCGUGGUAGGUGUAGAUGUCCUUGAAAUGGGUGUCUCAAGAAGAUUGAGAGCAGAGAUCUGGAGUACAUCCUAGGAUAUUAUCUUUCACGAGCUGCAGGGUGGAGAAUUAGAAAUAGACCUUGAUCACAAAAUGAUUGUAUCUAGUGGGUGGCAGAUAAAAAUAUUUUUUGUUUUUACGCAAGAAAAUUUGUUUUAUUCAAUGCAGCGCAGAGUGUUGUGAUCUUUUUCUUGUUUUUAUUUUUUCCUGUUUUUCUGAAUGUAUUCGUUAUACUUCCUUUUAGAAGGAACUCUAAAGGAUUUCUCUACUCACUGCACUUAUGACGUUUUUACUGCAUUUUCUCAAGUACACUAGUUUCAACCAUCUAUUGACCACGUCAAGUUUUGAUCGGUGGAAACCUUCUAGGCCGCCAGUUUCAGCGAAUCCCCUUGUGCCAAUGAUUGUAUUUUACAUUCGUAUCUCGUUCUCAUAUACAGGUAAGAGAAAACCACAGUUGGUCCUUCUUGAUCACGGAUUGUACAAAGAACUUGAUUUUUCAACUAGGACAAACUACGCCGCUCUUUGGAAGGUAUUUUCCUCUUUUUUUCAUCUUUUUAUGAUUUUCUUCGAUCUUGACAUAUUUCUUGUACACAGGGUCUAGUAUUCGCAGAUGCUAAUGCAAUAAAAGAGAAUAGUGUUAAAUUGGGUGCCGGUGAGGAUCUCUGUGCUCUAUUUGCUGGUGUCCUCACAAUGAGGCCUUGGGAUCGAGUCAUCGAUCCAGCUAUUGAUCAUCUGCUUCUUGAAGGAACGGAUGCCGAUCGUUUGGAAAUCCAGGUCACACGAUCUGUCCUUUAUUGACAACCAAAUGCUUGCCGAUGAUCCAUCAGUCUAGAGUUUGAAAGUUGUUUAUUUAUCGUUUUCGUUCUGUCCCUGGUUGAAUAUCAUGCAAGUCUAUGUGUAGUUUAAGUUUCGGUUUCCCUGAUCAUAGCUUUGCAAGCCACUUGAUCUUUAUGGGUCUGGAUCUUGAGUGUUGUGACUGGAACCCACCAUAACUUUUUCUCCCCUUUGCAGAUGUAUGCUUCUCAAUAUUUUUCCGAGAUAUCGGAGCUGCUUAGGAGACUGCCCCGUGUUAUAUUGUUGAUGCUCAAGACGAAUGAUUGUUUGAGAUCAGUUAAUCAUAUGCUGGUAAGGAAUCUAGUUCAGUAGUUUCGUUAUCUUGGUCAGUGAUCAUUCACGAUGAUGGCAUGGUUUUCUAUCGCUUUUUUUUUUUUUCGGCCGUUCUCCCCUGGUGUUCUUCGCCAGCUGCAAGGGUCGUCUUUGGAGACGUUCGUGAUCAUCGGAAGGGUUUCAGCGAAGGUCGUCGCCGAGACAAAGAUGUCGCAGAAAAGAUCCUUCUUGGCGAGGCUGAGCGUGUGGCUGGAAGAGAUGAUGGUCGAGGCUCGUCUUUUUGGUAUGGAGCUCGCUCUGUGGCUUCUACAGUUGAGGAAGGCUUUGACCGGCUAA